AUGCCUAAACGUCAUUCGCGUGGACUCGAGGGCGCAGAUGCCUCGCGCAAGAGACAGAAGGUCGUGCAUGAAGCUCCGACCUUUGAAGAGGUCAACCAUUCGCGACACCUUCAACAACUCUUGACUUUCGACCAGGACCAAAAGCGAGCUCGACACGGUAUCCAAUCCCUCAAAGUCUUCCUCGACGGAUUCAACUCGGGCAAUGGCGACAACAAGGACCGGUUCACCACUCUUCGGGAGUACCUCGACGCCGCCCGGCCGCGCAACACGAGCGACGACGCCGUCCACCUCGGCGACAUAAUGGAGACAUGGUCGUACGGCGCACAGAUCAAUAACGAGGCCAUGAUGUCCGCCGUACCAGCUGUGCUGGCCCUGCUGCUGCAGGUCGCCUCGCAGACCCUCGAGCUGCUGCCGCAUGCCCUCGACAUUGCCCGUACGCUGCUGCAGGAGCGCCAACUCAAGCUCAUUGCGCGUUGCCUUUCGGCGCCCAAGGGAAGCGGGUACAUCAUCUCACCGACGCUGCGGCUGGUGCGCGAGAUCGUGACGCUCGACGGCGGAGCGCUAGCGAGGAGGGUGUUCCGCGCGCGGGACCAUACGUUUGCGAGCUUCGCGAGGAACUUGGAGAUUCGGCAUCUGGGCGCCGAUGGCGAGAGGAGCGGUGUAGAGGACCCGUCGAAGCCUUCGGUGCGGACGAAUGCGAUCAAGCUGUUCUUGAGCUGCCUCAAGUUCCUGCCGGCCGAGGCGAAAAAAGAGAUGUUGAUGCUCAAGGAGGUCUUUUCUCACUUGACGUUCCUGUUGAAGGAUGACCCGCCGUUCUUGAUCCUCGAGAUGCUGGCCGCACUGAAGAAGCAUGUGCUUUUGGACGACAAGCUGCCGCGCGAAGUCAAGUUCCGCGCCUUCAACACGAAGACUCUGGAUCGGUUGGCUGGGCUGUAUACGUACAGACAUGACGUUGAGGAGGAUGACAAGCCUUCGGUCAGAGAAGUCGUCCAUGAGUUUUUGCUCUACACCUGCACAACACCCGGUGCUGGAGUGCUGUAUCCUGGAACCGGCCUCUACCCGAAGGAGCUCGAGGACGAGGCGGCGCAGGAUGUCAAGAGCCUGGACGACUACGGUCUAGAGCGUGUUGCGUGGAUGGACAAGUACAAGGAUGAUAUCGCCGUCGCGAACUUUGUGCUCUCAGAGUUCAUUCAGAAGCUGCGCCCGUGGUCCAGUCUGAAGCACAGCGAGCUCAUCGUGGCCAUCUUCCAGGCGGCGCCGGAGCUGGUUGCCAGCUACUUCUUAAACAACAAGUCUUUCACUUUUGAGCCGAAGCUGUCCAUGACGUGGAUUGGAUACGCCGCUUUCCUGUUCAACACGGUAAACCUGCCGCUACCGCCGCAUUAUGGACCUACGACAGGGUACCGCCGAGUCCCUCCGCCGACUUCGAUCCUCCUGGACAACAUUAUGCCCCUCCCGCUCAAGCAGCGAGACCUCGUCCGUUGUCUCUCCAGCAAGUCGACCCUUGUCUCUUUCUUCGCCAUCCGCAUCCUUGUGCUCGCCCUCCAGAAACUCGAGGUCGCCCUGAAGAUGCACCGCGAAGCGGCUGAGUCGUCCAAAUCGACCUGGGAGAUGGCGGCGCGGAAGCUCAUCGAUGAAUUCUGCCAGAAGAUCCCCGACAUGAAGGAGGUGACCAAGUGCUACAAGGCCAUGGCGGAGGAAAACGUCCUGCAGCGCGAGGCCGCCAGCAGACUGCUGCUGCUGUACUACGAGGUCAUCCCGCAGGUCGCGCUGCGCGCCAACUUUGACGUUUCGCCGUUCCUGGUCAACUCACUCACCCGCCUCGACAGCAGGGCCGAGGAGCCGCAGAACCAGGCCCUGGCCUUGAUGGAGCUGGAGAACCUGAUUGCCAUCGCGGGGUACUCACCGGGCAUGAGAUGGUUCGCCAAGACGGAGGGGCUUGCGGCCUCGCCGUUCGUCGCGCUUCUCAAGUUCUACGUCGAGAACGCACAGGGGCGGUCGAAGCUCAAGGAGGUUCUUGAGUCUGUGGCGGUGCAACACCAGCUCGUGCUGCAGCAGACCGGUCUCACUCCCCUGCUCCGCGCGGCUGGGGAGCUGAAAAAGGGCGGCAAAUCGCGGAACCUGGACCUGAUUUGGGAAUUCCUCGACAACUGCGCCGGACGAUGCGCCGCCUCGCCUCUCAAGUACGUCGACUUGAUGCAGGAAAGUGUCGCUGGCAGCCAGGACGAAAGCUCUGCCAGCUUGAUCUUGGCCACCAUGGUCGAGCAGCUGCCGUUCGUCGUCGACAAGGCAACGGACAAGAAGGACUUGGAACUUCUGUCCAGGUUCUUGACUGUAUUGUUGAGUUGUGCCCAGACGAAGGGGGAGACUCCGGCGGUGAUAAGCGCCUUUGCCAAGAAGAUGACAGAGGUUCUGGCAGGCCGCGCCCCGGCGAUCGCCCCAGAGGCUGACAAGGCUUUGCUCGAUGGCGAGGCGGAAGAGGAAGCAGCAUCAGAAGACAACAGCGCCGAGCCACAACGACAAAGACCGGUCAUCGUGAACGGAGAGCUCGACGAUUCUUCGCUAGAAGCCAUCCUUGACGUGCCGUUCGGCCCUGACGAAGACAACUCGGCGCUUCUCAAGUGGAACUCCAAGAGCGUUGAGGACCUUAUCGACGAGGGCCACGCCGCGGCGCUCAUCCGCCUCCUGUGGUCGGAACAUGCCAGCAUCCGUCAAGAGGCCCUCACAAACAUCUUGAAGAUGGCCGCCAAGUUCAAGGAAUCAACUUAUGAGGAGAAGGACCAGAUCUGGCUUCUCCUCUCGGAACUCGCCGAAUCCUCACGCGCCCUCGUGGCCGGCGGCCCCGUUGCCUCGCCGCUGGUCUCGUUUGCCAUCAGCGCCCUCGAGGUUCUCAAGAACCCGCUGCACUGCCUCUAUCCCAAGGUCAACAGCUUCCUUACGCGCGGGCCCGUGUGGCAGCAUGACAAGGUGCCUCUGGCGCACGACAUCCUCCACGGCGCCCCUUCGGACGACGACAGAUACUACACCGAGGUGAGCUGGCUUCUCGCAUACCUGCUGGACGGCUUGCGCACGCCCGCGGACCUGGCCGUGUACCACCAGAAGAAAUGGUUCGAGAAGGUCUUUGCGCUCGCGGGGAACCCUUACAUGCGGGCGAACCUGCGGACGAGGAUCCUCAGGGUGUUGUGGCGGGCGACGUGCAUUGAGGGUGGGAGCACGACGCUGGCGACGAGGUUUGGGAUCGUGAGCUGGUUGGAGGCGCAGGAGGCGAGGUGCGAUGGCGGCGGCGGUGGCGAUGCAUCGGCUGAGGACAAGGUUGAGAGGAUUGAUGCGGAUAGUCGAGAGACGAGGCGGUUGUAUCGAGCGCUGAGGAGAAGGGUUUGGGACACUUGCGAUCAGGAGAGGGUCGGGGAGUGGAGUCGGAAAGGGAUCCCCUCAGCGUUAGAGGCUUGA
Molecule: messenger RNA, 3450 nt
Organism: Colletotrichum spaethianum
Lineage: Eukaryota; Fungi; Ascomycota; Sordariomycetes; Glomerellales; Glomerellaceae
Exons: 2
Coding region: 1-3450 (1149 amino acids)
Biological process (GO): maturation of 5.8S rRNA from tricistronic rRNA transcript (SSU-rRNA, 5.8S rRNA, LSU-rRNA); maturation of LSU-rRNA from tricistronic rRNA transcript (SSU-rRNA, 5.8S rRNA, LSU-rRNA)
Cellular component (GO): nucleolus
Source: RefSeq, a predicted model, not a curated record